AGAUAGACUCACAAGCCUAAUUGAAUUUUGAACUCGGUUACAUCCCUAAACCGAACUGAUUUUGAACUCGGUUACAUCCCUAAACCGAACUAACCGGUGCUCACCCUUACUCUUUAUCCCCACUCCAGUCUCCUACUAAAGGCUAAAGCAAGAGCAUUCUUCUUAUCUUAGUUAUGUUCAAUAUGAGGUCCUGUAACUUCUUCUUGCUGCUAUGGUCAUCAUCAUUUCUUCUGCUGCUAAUUAAAUUUAGUCCAGCUUUAGCUGAUGACCAGAAGAUCCAGAGCAUUGAUGGACCUUUAAUGAACGUAACGAAACAUCUUUCUUUUCCAAAUUUCAGAUUAGAUAAUCCAAAAAUAGUACAUGAAAUUAAGCUUUUAGGCAGUGCUAAGCUAUCUAAUGAAAAGAAUGGUUCUAUCCAAAUUCCAGAUGAAUCUCAAGCUACUGACCUCAGACAUCAAGCUGGAAGAGCUCUUUACUCUUUUCCAAUCCGCCUUCUUGAUCCUGUUACGAAAACUCCUGCUUCGUUUUACACUACUUUCUCUUUUCAGUUCAUAAAUUCCACGAAUGAUUCGUUGUUUUUCAGCGGAGCUGGAGGCAGCGGGCUUACGUUUAUCAUCGUCCCCGACGAGUUUACUGUCGGUAGGCCUGGUCCUUGGCUUGGUAUGCUGAAUGAUGCUUGUGAGGAUAGUUAUAAAGCAGUUGCUAUUGAGUUUGAUACUCGUCAGAAUCCUGAAUUUGGUGAUCCGAAUGAUAAUCAUAUCGGCAUCAAUCUCGGUAGCAUUGUUUCGGUUGUCACUAUUAAUGCUUCGGAUGUUGGAAUCUCUCUCAAAGAUGGCUUGGUUCACCAAGUUACGAUUUCAUAUGAUGGCUCCCGCCGUUGGAUGGAUAUGCGUCUCGCAUCUAAAACAAUCUUCUCCGCUUAUCUCGACCUCUCUCCGUUUCUUAACGAGUACAUGUUCGUUGGAUUCUCCGCUUCUACGGGAAAUUUAACGCAAAUCCACAGCGUAUUGUCGUGGAAUUUCACCUCUAUCAGCCAGGCUUCUCUGCGUGUACCUUCGGCUGAGACUUGCGAGAGCAAGUUUAGCCAAAGAACCGGCGUUCUCAGCGUGGGAACAUCGAAGUCAAACGAGUCGAAAAAAUCAGAACCGUUGAGCAGUUUCUUGAUUUUCAUUGCGGUUAUGGUGCUUUCCAUUGCCGUAAUCGCCAGUCUUUUCUAUAACGGUAGACGCAGAUAUGAUAAUUCGAAAAAAGCUAUGGCUUUAUCAGACAUAUCUCAAAGACCACGGCCUCCGAAUAAACCUCGUAGGUUCACAUUCGCGGAAGUUUCCUCCGCUACUCGAGGUUUCCAUGAACUGGAAAUACUCGGUAGUGAUUCAAGAGGCGUUUACUACAGAGGAAAGCUAUCAAACAGUUCCAGUCAAGUGGCGGUAAAACGAUUCUCGACUCAGUUUUUAAAUUCACAGCUUGGAAUAAAUAGGCGGAGAUUGCUUAAUGAAAUCAGCUCCAUUAGCAGAGUUCGUCACCCGAAUUUAGUUCCAAUCAGAGGGUGGUUUCAGGAUAAACGCGAAACAAUGGUGCUGUACGAUUUUUAUCCGAAUGGGGGUUUAGAUAAAUGGCUAUUCGGAGCUGGAGUGCUUCCGUGGACUCGAAGGUUCAAGGUAGUGAAAGAUGUUGCCGAGGCUCUCAGUUUCCUCCAUUCAAAACACCUCGCUCACAAGAACAUGAAAACAAGCAGCGUGUUUCUUGAUAUUAGCUUCAGGGCGGCUUUAGGCGACUUUGGUUUCGUGCUUUCCGCGACAGAAUCAAAGCGGUUCGAGGCAGCUGUAAGUCAAAAGAAUGAUGUGUUUGAGUUCGGCGUGUUUGUGCUGGAAGUAGUGUCCGGUAGGCGAAGAUUAGACAACGAAGAAGACGAGAAAGACUUGGCAGAUUUCGCGUGGAGAAUGCACCAGAGUGACGAGAAAGCGAGAGUAGUCGAUAGAAGGAUGGGCGCGGUUGUGAACUUAGAACAAAUUAUUAGAGUGCUUGACAUUGGAUUGCUAUGUACAUUGAAUGAGAAUAAAGGCAGGCCUUCAAUGGAGGAUGUGGUGGGAUUUUUGAACUCGGAAUUGCCGAUUCCUGAGUUGCCUUCAACUCGUCCUGUCGCUCUGUUUCCUUAUAAUAGCAAUACUGGUCUUUGUACUGGUUAUUCUUGUUCAUCUUUGAUGUGAAAAUUGUGGUGUUUGUUUAUCUUACAUUUUGUGUUAUAUUUGUAAAAAUGGAUUACAAUUGUGUACUAUUUGUAAAGAACUCUUAGUUAUUACAAAAUAAAUAUGUAUUUGGAUUUCUAUA
This is a messenger RNA of Mercurialis annua (annual mercury), 2328 nucleotides long. Its product is annotated as L-type lectin-domain containing receptor kinase VIII.2-like. Bases 174 to 2207 code for a protein of 677 amino acids. Gene Ontology annotation, cellular component: plasma membrane. The transcript has a single exon. Lineage: Eukaryota; Viridiplantae; Streptophyta; Magnoliopsida; Malpighiales; Euphorbiaceae. Gene Ontology annotation, biological process: protein phosphorylation. Gene Ontology annotation, molecular function: protein kinase activity; ATP binding; carbohydrate binding. The record is from RefSeq and is a predicted model, not a curated record.